AUGUCACGUAACAAUACUGGCACGCUUCACACCACCUCGAGCGGCGAGCCAAUGGAUCCUCUUGCGAUUAGCGAAAAUGACGCGACAACUCAUCAAAGCGUCGCGAGAAAUAACAACUUCGUGCCGGCACCAGAAAAUCUUCGGAACGAAUCAAUUCCAUGGGUUAACGACUCGAUGGUCUGGGUGGCAGAUAGGCUAUCGGGACUAUUUCAAUCCGGGCUUGUGAAGGAAGCAGCCAGUGCCACUAUUCAGGACCCAGAACAGGAAAAACGAACCUUGACAUACCCAAUUGAAGACGUUCUUGGUUCAUUAAAUCGACAGAUCAGGCAGUUGCCUACGACUGCUUCGCCAAGAGACGAGAGCCCGCCCUCCGAAGCUGAUGUGCUUGAAGGUCAGAUAGAGCUCUGCAGCAGAUGUGCCGGUUUAUCGCUCGGUUGCCUUCCUAACCCCGUUGACAUGCCCAUUUCUUCCGCUGCAAAGAUUCCAGGCAUCACUUCGGCGCCAGCUGGAGAGGACGGUGCUGAAGACUCAGAAAAUAGCGAUGAUGGGAAAGAUUCAAGGAACCAAUGGUACCUCUGGAUGGAGGGUGCCGCGGACACCGCGAGAGCAGAAGAACUACGACUGUUCUUGAUUAACGAGGUCGCAGACGAAGGCACUCUACCCUGUAGUCGCAACGCCAUUCAGGGGAAUCUAGUUGAAUUGGGUCGUUUCCCGGAUGAUUUUAAGACAACGAAUUGUCCUCUUUGUAAUGCUUUAGCUGCCGUUCGUACAAGGUUACAGGGAUCUGCCCAUGGGCAUCCGGAGUGGCCGUACGAACUCAACGCCGUAUCUGCUACGUACGUCAAUUUCCAGCCAUUAGAACCCAUUGCGAAAGGAAACAAUAUCGGUCCUCUGUUAGCAGCUCGGAAGUUCCAGGAUACCACUAUAUUAGCUGUCGAUCCGAAAGCACCACAUAUUUACUAUCCGCAAUAUCAAGGUGUCUCUUUGAGCCAGCACUCUGGGUCCUCGGGGUAUCUAUAUCCUGUUUUCAUGGACGACAAAGGUAGCCGUCGCUUUUCCGGAAGGCAGAUCUCGCCUUCUAGCAUUGACUAUGGGAUUCUAAAAGACUGGAUAUCUGCGUGUCUUGAGUACCACCCCAACGGCUGCGGUAACCGCAGCAAACAAUCGGCUCAGGAUAUACCUGGGUUCAAGGUUAUGGACGCCUCAACGAGGGAGACAGUUCCUCUACCUGAAGGUCACGGCUACGCUGCUCUGAGCUACGUCUGGGGUAAACAAAGCGACGAAACUGGUAUGCCGAAAGUGGUCGAAGACGCCUUCGAGGUUACUAAAAACCUCGGAAUACAGUACCUCUGGGUCGACAGGUACUGUAUCGACCAGAAGGGGGAGGCACAACCCGAUCCGCACAAGAGAAUAGAAGCCCAGGCCCAGUUGGCGAGCAUGCACAUCAUCUAUGAGGCGGCGGAGUUCACUAUCAUCGCCGCAGCCGGCCAAGACGCCGACUUUGGGCUUCCAGGUGUGAGCACCACGCCUCGAUUCCGACAACCAUCCGUCACAAUUUCAGAUACCCUCUAUGUAUCUUCUCUUCCAUCCUUGAAAGAUCUUCUGAGGCACAUCAAGUGGAGACAGCGUGGCUGGACUUUUCAAGAGGGGAUCCUUUCCCCUCGGCGGCUGAUCUUCACGGAGUACCAGGUGUACUUUGAAUGCAACUUCUCGCAUUGCACGGAGGCGGUGUACGCCCCAGACGACAUCUUUUUCAGGUACGGAACGGCAUUCCAGUGCGUGGACGGGGCGCCGGCCUGGCCGCCAAUGUAUGGAGAAGUUGCGAACAGCGUCCGGAAUUUUCCAAUGGCAUUGAGUCUGGACAAGGGGACGACGAUUUUCGGGCUGAUAGAAGAGUACAUGAAACGAUCACUUAGCUUCAACAGCGACACGCUCAACGGCAUGCUCGGCAUCCUCAGCCGAGGUGCAACGACAGACCCGCCCUUCGGCCACUUCUGGGGUCUGCCGAUACUCACCGUAUCGCAGGCACAAGGGAACUCGGUGAUCAGCUCACCUCUCCCCCAGACAGCAACAGUGGGACUUUUACAAGCUCUAGAUUGGAAGUUGAAGAAGCCUGCACAGCGGAACCCGAGAUUUCCCAGCUGGUCAUGGACGGGCUGGAAAGGGCCGCUAGAGUUGAGCUUCGAUCGGGCCGAGGAUGUUGAACCCCCAUCCGGCAAGGCUAUCUUCGAGGCUUCCAGUACCGUGGAACGCUUAAAGUCUCCGUACGCUGAUAUAAAGAUCAAAGUGGAGGCGGAGGAUGAAACAGGGAACUGGGGAAUGCUGGAUUUUGAAAAGUUUCACGACGUCUAUGGGCCUCAUAUAAAUGAACCCAGUUUGAAGACCGGACGGUCACUCUGCCUCGAGGGACUUUCCAUGACCAUAAGGCUGAAGCAUGGGCAGAUGAAACAUGGGACGGACUCCUCAGGAUCUAUUUUAGCAGGCGCCAACGUCGAAGAGCACUAUUAUUUUGAGGCUUUUGCUAACGAAGAGGAAGUCAUAUACGGCGUGUUUACGCCAGAUUCUGUUAUGGAUAAAGAUGCAUUGUUGGGGAGUGAGUUGGAGGCAAUCGUCUUCAAACAUGACGGUAAGAGUCUCUCGCUGGAAAGCGGGGAGUCGGAUUCACAGAUAGAAGUCGGAUAUGGGACGCUGAACGAGAUGAACAUAAACAAUGUCAUUUUGAUGGUGCUGUGGCACGUGGGAAGUGAGGGUGCACAAGACACACAUGAGAGGCUGGGCACUGCCAGAAUAGCGAUCCCGGAAGCCAAGGAGACGUCAAAAGCACGCCUAAAGUUAAGACGGAGGGCAUUCCUGGUUCGGUAA
Messenger RNA from Colletotrichum truncatum, 2862 nucleotides. Its product is annotated as tol protein. Lineage: Eukaryota; Fungi; Ascomycota; Sordariomycetes; Glomerellales; Glomerellaceae. The record is from RefSeq and is a predicted model, not a curated record.